AUAUUGCAAAACACAUGUUUUUGUUUUGAAUUUUUACCCGCUGCUGGAGGACUUCCGCGCCAACUUGGUGCAAACCUGUGGAAGAGCGGUCUCAUCAAGUACGACCGCAAAAGUGACCACUUCCAGGUCACCAGAAUCGGUCGGAUGUCCGGCGAGUUCCGGAACAUAGCGGUUCGCGAGGAAGAGACACUCGAGCUGCAAAAGCUGAUGGAGCGCGUUCCGAUCCCGAUCAAGGAAAGCAUGGAAGAACCCAGCGCCAAGGUCAACGUCUUCCUGCAAGCCUACAUCUCCCAGCUGAAGCUCGAGGGCUUUGCCCUGAUGGCCGACAUGGUGUACGUGACCCAGUCCGCGUCCCGUCUGCUGCGUUGGCUACAUUUGGCGCCCAACAAGAUUUGGCACCUGGGCAAAGCAGCACAUGAUGGGAUCGAUCGGCGCAUGUGGCAGAGCAUGUCCCCGUUGCGUCUGUUCCGAAAGAUGCCCGAGGAGAUCGUGAAGAAGAUCGAGAAGAAGAACUUCCCGUGGGAGCGGCUGUACGAUCUGGAGGCGAACGAGAUCGGAGAGUUGAUUCGCGUGCCGAAGCUGAACAAGACCAUCUACAAGUACGUGCACCAGUUCCCCAAGCUGGAGCUGUCCACGCACAUUCAACCGAUUACGCUGCGCGUCGAGUUGACCAUCCCGCCGGACUUCCAGUGGGACGAGAAGGUACACGGCCAGUCGGAGGCGUUCUGGAUUUUGGUUGAGGACGUCGACUCCGAGGUUAUCCUGCACUACGAGUACUUCCUGCUCAAGUACAAGUACUGCCAGGACGAUCACCUGGUGAAGUUCUUCGUGCCGGUGUUUGAACCGUUGCCACCGCAGUACUUCCUGCGCAUCGUGUCCGACCGAGAAGAACCUGCCGCCGACGGAGCUGCUCGAUUUGCAGCCGCUGCCAAUCUGUACGCGUUCUCGCAGUUCAAUCCGAUCCAGACGCAGGUCUUCAACGCGGUGUACAACAAUGAGGACAAUGUGUUUGUGGGUGCGCCAACCGGGUCGGGCAAGACGAGGAUCGCGGAGUUUGCCGUGCUGCGGAAGUUGCAGCAGAAUCCGCACGGUCGGGUUCUUUAUCUGGUCUCAAGGGACGCGCUGGCCGAGCUGAUCUUCAUGGAUUGGCACCAGAAGUUUGGCCAGAACUUGGGCUGCAAGGUGGUCAAGCUGACGGGGGAAACCGGAACGGACUUGAAGCUGAUCGCCAAGGGGCAAAUCAUCGUGACCACGGCAGACAAGUGGAACAUUUUGUCUCGGCGUUGGAAGCAGAGGAAGAACGUCCAGAAUAUCCAGCUGUUUAUUGUGGACGAGCUGCAGUUGAUUAGCGGUGAGGAAGGUCCUGUGUUGGAGGUCGUCUGCUCCCGUAUGCGGUACAUUUCGUCCCAGAUUGAGAAGCAGAUCCGGAUCAUCGCGCUGUCGGACGCCCGGGACGUAACUUAAUGGCUGGGUUGCAACGCGAAUGCGACCUUCAACUUCUAUCCGAGCGUGCGGCCAAUCCCGCUGGAACUGCACGUGCAGGGAUUCAACAUUACGCACAACGCGUCGCGCAUUGCGGCCAUGUCCAAACCGAUGUACAACGCCGUAACCAAGUUCAGCCCGCACAAACCGGUGAUUGUGUUUGUGAACUCGAGGAAGUUGGCUCGUUUGCCGGCGAUUGAUAUUUUUACUUACUGUGCUGCUGAAGCUCAACCGAACCGGUUCUUCCACGCCGAGGAGGCGGACAUUAAGCCGUUUUUGGAUCGCAUGACGGAUAAAACGUUGAAGGAGACACUCUCGCAGGGGGUUGCGUACAUCCACGAAGGCUUGGCGGCGUCUGAUCAUCGCAUCGUGGAGCAGCUGUUCGAUUCCGGUGCGGUGCAGAUUGCCGUCGUCACGCGGGAUCUGUGCUGGGGCUUGAACAUUUUCGCCUACCUGGUGAUCAUCAUGGACACGCAGUUCUGUAACGGUAAGAGUCACUCGUACGACGUCUACCCGGUCACCGAUGUCAUGCAGAUGGUGGGACGGGCCAACCGUCCGCUAGAGGAUGACGACGCCAAGUGCGUGCUGAUGUGUCAGAGCUCCAAAAAGGACUUCUUCAAGAAGUUCCUCAACGAGAGUUUACCGGUGGAAAGUCAUCUGGAUCAUCGUAUGCGCGAUCACUUCAACGCGGAGAUCGUCACCAAAACCAUUGAAAACAAACAGGACGCCGUUGAUUACCUCACCUGGACGUUCCUGUACCGGCGACUCACCCAGAACCCGAACUACUACAACCUGCAGGGCGUCACCCACCGACACUUGUCAGACCACCUGUCCGAUUUGGUCGAAUCGACCCGCUCCGACCUGGAGCAGUCCAUAUGCAUCAGCGUGGAGGACGAGAUGGAUACGCUGCCGCUGAAUCUGGACAUGAUCGCGGCGUACCUGUACUACAUCAACUACAUCACGAUCGAGCUGUUCAACUUGUCGUUGAACUAUAGGCUUCUGGAGAUCAUCUUCGAGGACAACAUUUUGGCCGCGCAGUUGCCAAACAAGCUGACCGGACCGAACGAAACUGCUCACAAAUACAUCGACCUUCACAUCAAGACAAACCUGCAGCUGCAGGCUCACCUCUUCAGCAUCCAGCAAAUCAGGUGCAUUGCUGCCGCCUCGAUGCCGACGAAGCCCCUUGAGGAUCAUAUUUUGUUCACUAAUAAUACAAGAAGACAACCUUGA
Molecule: messenger RNA, 2712 nt
Organism: Culex pipiens pallens (northern house mosquito)
Lineage: Eukaryota; Metazoa; Arthropoda; Insecta; Diptera; Culicidae
Product: putative U5 small nuclear ribonucleoprotein 200 kDa helicase
Cellular component (GO): nucleus
Molecular function (GO): ATP binding; nucleic acid binding
Source: RefSeq, a predicted model, not a curated record